Conger conger (European conger) is the source of this 3109-nucleotide messenger RNA. RefSeq names its product zinc finger DHHC-type palmitoyltransferase 23b (gene zdhhc23b). Gene Ontology annotation, biological process: peptidyl-L-cysteine S-palmitoylation; protein targeting to membrane. Gene Ontology annotation, molecular function: protein-cysteine S-palmitoyltransferase activity. Bases 371 to 1600 code for a protein of 409 amino acids. The record is from RefSeq and is a predicted model, not a curated record. Gene Ontology annotation, cellular component: Golgi apparatus; endoplasmic reticulum. The transcript has 6 exons. Lineage: Eukaryota; Metazoa; Chordata; Actinopteri; Anguilliformes; Congridae.
UCUUCGUGAACCCGCACGUUAGACGCAUUCGUGGCACCUCCCAUCAACAGAAACAGAAAAGUGUAGUGUCGUCCACGCUGUUUCUAUGUUGAAUAAUGGCGAAACGCCUUGAUGCGUGUCCAGUACGGCUAACAUAAAAUAAAAGGAAAUAUCUGUUCUUAGAUUACACCAGAAUACACCUUAAAACUGUCGAUUGUCCUAAGCAACGUUAAAUUCCCCAUGCACGCAGCUUUCACCCCAACUGAUCCUGGAUCUUCUCUGCGAGUUGGUAGCCUUCAGGUCAAAGCUGCCUCUGCUACAAAGUCUACACAGAGUAAGCUGUAGUAAAACAAGGCUUGUCAGUGUACAAUAGGCUGAAAGCCCAGCCAUUAUGACAAAGAAAGCAAGACGGCCAACAGAGCCAGAAGAGUCUCUAUGCUGCUGUGAGUUUGUGAGCCAUGAAGGAGAACGGACCCAUAUGGCAGCUUGCUUUUGUGACUGUGAGCACCUGGAUGAGGCCUGUGAUAGGUGGUUCAAGGGGGAGGCCCAAAAGGAGAGCACCCUCUCGCAGGUGGCUGCAGUAGUGCGGGACAGACUGCGGGUGCCCUGGCCCCGUGGGGCAAGGCGGGUGGACCUGUCUGUCAUUCCGCCACUGGUGCUGCUUCCUGUUUUCCUGCACCUGGCAGCAUUGCACUUGCUCCUGGGUGUGUUGGUGAUGAUUGGGCUGCCAGUGCUGGUGCUGUGGUACUACUAUGCCACACACCGGAGAAAGAGCCAAACCCUCUUCUUCCUAAGCCUCGCCCUUUUCUCCCUGGGCUACAUGUACUACCUCUUCCUCACAGAGGUGGUGCCACGGGGUGAUGUGGGCCUUCUGCAGCUCUGCACUGUGACAAUGGGGGUGGUGUUGACCUUGUUCUUUCUCACCCUGACCAAGAGGGACCCAGGGUAUUUGCGGCCCCGCCCAGCCGACACUAAAAACACUGUGACCAAUCAUGGCGAUCCUCCUGAGCUUGCCUGCUCCCCCCGCAAUGGUGUGAAUCCAGCGGAGCAGUUGUGUAUGAUGCAGAGUGGGAGGGCGAAGAGUCAAUGGUGCAGCACCUGCAGGAUUCUGCAGCCUCCUCGGGCCGGGCACUGCCGAAUCUGUGGUUUCUGUGUCCGCCGCCUGGACCACCACUGUGUCUGGAUAAACAGCUGCGUGGGACGGGCCAAUCACCGCUGCUUCCUGCUGACGCUCCUCCUCUUCCUGUUAACAUCAGUGCAAGGGAUAAGCCUGGUUCUGCACAGUGUGUGUCCCAAGCAGAACGUGCUGUUUUCCCUAUUCUACUGCCCUGGGGUCUAUACCCAGUACAGCAGGGCAUUGUGUUUCACCUGUUCCUGGUACUGCAGCAUUGUGACAGGAGGGUUGCUGUACCUGCUCAUAGUACAGCUCUUCAAUGUCAGCUACAAUGUGACAGAGCGUGAGGUGCGACUAGCCCUACGUCAUAAUCAGGGGCGAAGACACUGGGGCCUUAUUAUCGAUACCGGGACCUACUCUCAUGGUUUUCUCAGCAACUGGACUGAGUUCCUGACCAUGAAUUCUUCCACUGAUACCCCCUCCUUUCGGCUUCAUGACCUUGUGUAGAGCCCUGUUUCUCUUAUUUCAAAGACCUGGAGUUGAUGCAGAAGCAAAAUAUAUUUUGCCAUGGUGCUGUUUGGUAGUGAAGUUCAAUGCUGUGAUCUCGGUACACGUGCACUUGACUUCACCUCCUGUCAGCACGUAUUCAGUUCUCUUUUGUAGUGAGUUGUGGUUAGCUUCCUGGCUUUACUACUGUACAUUGCUGGAUGCCAGUAUGGUAUCACUAGGCCACAUGCAGAUGAACUAGCCUGUGGCCUCGUGACUAAGGUACAUAACUUGGGACUGAACCAGCAACCUUAUGACCAUGAUAACCCAUGAUAAGAUCUGUGCAUUUAUUUGGCCAUUGAGCAAGUCCCCAAGUUCUGUUCCUCUGAAAAAACUAUUCAACUUUCAGGAUAAUACCACAUUUUGAAUGAUUAUGCCAUGUGUAUGGUGAAAUUAGUAUAAUUAUUUACUAUUUCUAUCCUUGGAGUCAGUGUUCUCAAAACCUGAUUCUGAAUAAUAUUACAGGACUCCACAGAACCAUUUUUCUCAAUGCAUAGUCAUCCUGUCAUAAAACUUGGAAAACCUUUAGUCCAUAUCCAAGAGAGUGUUUUGAGCUAAUUGUUUUCUUGUUAUAAGAGGGGCAUCAGAAAUCUCAUUGUUAGAUCCUGCAAUUUCAUAAUUUUUCUUCAUGAAAAAUGUGACAUUUCUAGAAACAUUUUCUCAGAAUUUAUCUUUUCAAGUCCAUUCCUCAUGAUAAUUCAAGUAUGUGCCUCUGUAAUGAUCUGGUUGACCAAAGAUGCCUUUUCAGUGGAACAUAACCUUACCCCGCAUUGCUUCAGGGGGGAUUGGCCCCUGCUUAUCAACUGUAAGUUGCUUUGGAUAAAAGUGUCAUGUAAAUAAUAUAUUAUUAUUAACUCUGUUGAUGUAAAUGUGAUCAUGUGUAUAUUUGAGAUAUUAUCCAGUUGAGUUUUGGCAAAAUACUGCCCUUGUGUCUCUUUGAAGGCAUACUAUGCAAGAUUUCUCACUCCUGUGUUUGCAUACAAAAAACGUCUAUGCCACAUUCUCAACCCUGCCAUUGCAGAUGACUGUAUGCUGUGAUCGGAGCUUAGAUGAGCUACCACUCAUUAAACAUAGCACCCUUCUAGUGUUAAAUGUGAGCAGAGCUGCAUUUGAUCAUUUUCAGUACAAACAUUUUUGGUGGCAUAUUGAUGAUUUGUACAGUUUUUAAAAAUGUUGAAUAUCAGGAGAGAACACAUGUUCUAAUUUUCACAAACUUAACUAGUUUCAUGAGUUUUAUUUAAGCCAUACAGACUUUGUACAGAAACUGGUCAUAACAGAAUGCUUAUUGCCUACAUGCCUGUACUGCAUGAACUACAUGUAUGAUUGGUUUUUUUUUGUUAAUUAAAUUCAGCAAGGUGUGCACAUCAGUAUCUCCACCUGUGCAUAUUGCAAUGCAUAUUGAGAUAAAAGCUUUCCAAAUAACCAUUAUUCACUGAAAUUGGUUUUGGAUCAAUAAAGAUAUCAAAUAUG